CCUCCCCUCCGAUGCCACCUGCCUAAUGUGAACUCCAGAGUGAGACCGAACAGAAGGGGCUUACUCGCUCACAUUUUGCUUUUAUCUGAUAAUUGUGUGCUGCGAAUACAUCAGUGUACGACUAUCUGUGAGCCAUUCAAAGGGGCAUCCUCUAAAUAUGGAGAACGUACAUUACCAACCAGAAUUGUUGCCAAUGCAAGGUAGCAGUUAUGAGCGACUGAAGGAGCCACGGGAAACAACUUUGACUCGCAGUGGAGUGCGUAUCUGCGCUGCGGCUUCGGCUCCGCAACCCCGAGAUCACAUUUUCUGGUCCCUCUUCAACGCCCUAUACAUGAACACGUUCUGCCUGGGUUUUGCAGCCCUUUACUUCUCAGUUAAGGCUAGAGACCGAAAAGUGGUGGGAGACCUUGAAGGUGCACGAGAGUACGGAUCCACCGCACGCUGCCUCAACAUCGUCGCUCUUUGCCUCUCCUUGGUCAGCGCCGUCAUCGUCAUCGUUCUUCUGUCGCUCGGCGUUCUGGCGGUCCGCCAGACCCUUCGUGAAGAAUACGGGGGUUAAAUAACAUUUAAAAAGUUUUUUUUUUUUUUU
Messenger RNA from Megalops cyprinoides (Indo-Pacific tarpon), 589 nucleotides. RefSeq names its product dispanin subfamily A member 2b-like. Gene Ontology annotation, cellular component: plasma membrane. The coding region runs from base 158 to 559 and encodes 133 amino acids. The record is from RefSeq and is a predicted model, not a curated record. NCBI's taxonomy places the organism in Eukaryota, Metazoa, Chordata, Actinopteri, Elopiformes, Megalopidae. The transcript has 2 exons.